UCAAACACACAACACACAACACAACAAUGGCAACUGCACGGUGCAGCUCCUCCAUCCUUCUGAGGACCAAGACCACCCUGCGACCGGCCUCAGCACCUCAUCAACAAAACCCUUCGUCCACCUACACCUCCAUUAUUCAGAACUCUCGCAACCUAAUAAGCACCGCAAGAAACAAGACAAUUCACACAACAACAAUGGCAUCGACGGCACGGUGGAGCACCUCCCUCUUAAACAAAUAUUCUGUCCUCCGUCCGAGGACCCCGAUCCUGCCACCGGCCUUAGCACCUCAGCCACAACCCCCUCUAUCCACUUACAGCACCACCGUUCAUCACUCUAUUUCUCGAAGCACUGCAACAAUCAAGAAAAAACACGCAACAAGGAGAGUGGAAGCUACCAUUGAAGAAAAGGAGGUGUCACUCGAGUUCCCCUUCUUCCGCGUCUACAAAGACGGCGGGGUGGAGUCACUCCAUUCCACACCAGUAUUCUAUCCUCCCUGCGACGUUAAAGACGCCGUCAUUUCUUCCGAUGCAUGUGCACCUGUCACCGCUCGUAUCUUCCUCCCAAAAACACCCAACCCCAACAACAAACUCCCUGUCUUGCUCUUCUUCCAUGACAGCGGCUUCUGCGCCAGUUCCGCCUUCACCGAGGAAUACAGUAACCACGUCGCCGCCAUUGCCAACGAAGCCAAGGUCCUUGCGGUCUCCGUAGAGUACGCUAAGUUCCCGGCUCGAUCACCGCCCGAGUGCUACGAAGACGCCUGGAGAUCUCUCGAGUGGGUCGUGUUGCACAAGGGCGGGGAUGGGCCAGAGCCCUGGCUUAACGAGCUUGCCGACCUGCAGCGUGUUUUCAUCGCCGGAAGCGGCACCGGCGGUAACCUCUCGCACUGGGUGGCUAGCCUAGUGGGAAAAACAGUGUUACCGAGGGGUGUGAGUGUGGAGGGUUCGAUUCUGGUGCACCCUUUCUUUGGUGGAAUAGGGGACGAUGAUCAGUGGCUGUUCAUGUGCAAGGAGAAGAACGGGCCGGAGGAUCCGAGGCUGAAGCCGACGGUGGAGGAUUUACAGAGUCUUGGGUGUAAGAGGGUUUUGGUGUGUGUGGCGGAGAAGGAUCCUUUGCUGGUUGCCGGAAGGAACUACGUUACGGCGCUGAAGAAGAGUGGUUGGAGUGGAAGUGUUGAGCUCGUUGAGAAUCAGGGUUUGGGACAUUGCGAGCAUGUUUAUAAGCCUUAUGAAGACAGUUCUCGUGAGGUCUUGAAAAAGAUUGCUUCUUUUAUCAAUGAAAAGAAUUGCUGCUGUUAGCUUACUCAUGUUGACGUGGGAGAAAUUGAAUUUAUGUUGGUUUCUUUGUUGUUUUGAAAAAGAUUGCUUCUUUUAGAAUAAGUGAGUGUAGGUCUCACUCAUAAUGCAUGGUGUGGUUAGGCGAUAUCAUGAUUCAUGACUUGCCAUUGCCAUGCACAUGUGCCUCCUUUAAUUAAUAUUUUGUUCGCCUAAAUACGAAAAUACUUGUCUUUCAACUUUUA
This is a messenger RNA of Arachis stenosperma, 1516 nucleotides long. RefSeq names its product probable carboxylesterase 1. Bases 27 to 1295 code for a protein of 422 amino acids. The transcript has a single exon. Lineage: Eukaryota; Viridiplantae; Streptophyta; Magnoliopsida; Fabales; Fabaceae. The record is from RefSeq and is a predicted model, not a curated record. Gene Ontology annotation, molecular function: hydrolase activity.